AUGGCUUUUAAUCUUUCCUGGGCCUGUGUAAUAAUAGGCUGUACUUUUGAUUCUUUAGGAAGAAUAUCCAAUAUCUCAGAUGUGUAUCCCCCUCUGUGGAAAGAGAGUCCUGAUAAGUUCAGUGACUACAAGGUAGAAAAUGGAAAAUACAUCAUUAAUGUCUGGAAUUACCUUGAAAGACUGGGGACAUAUAAAAUCCUAUUGAACAAGACAGGCAAGUAUUUUGAAAAAUUUGCACCAGAAAAUGAACAAAAUAUUUUAUGGGGACUGCCUGUGCAUCACGGGUGGCAGUACAGAAAGGGGAAGUUGGCUGAUCCCACCCAAAGGGCAGACUGUGGCCAUGAAUCUGGGGAUCAUCUAUGUAUCUCUGUGGACAGUUGGUGGGCUGACCUUAAUUAUUAUCUCUCUGCAAUACCCUUCCUUGCUGUGGUUGAUUCUGACAUAAUGGGAAUAUCAUCAGACAAUGUCACCUUUCUGCCACCAUCCGAGGAUCAGAUGAAUUUUUGUUAUAAUGUUUCUAGCUGUUAUUCAUCCUUUCCAGAUACAAUGAAAAAAUGGAAUAAAUUUUACCAGCAGGUAACGUUAUAUUCUAGUAACUUUGAUGACCUCUUGAAGUACUUAUGGGUUGCACACGUCUCAUCCUUGAAGGUUGCUUAUAAAAAAUUUCACAAUAGGUUACAGCAUUACUCUAAACAAGAAGCAGAGUUUGAAAGCAGCAGGGCUUUGUUUGUGGAUUAUUUAGCUCCACCCCUCUUCCCUUCAGCUUUGAUUAGAACAUAUGAACUCCAGAAGGGCCUGCCAACACAAAUGCUUGUUAGUGGGAAUAAAGCCCCCUUCAUCAGUGACUUUACAGGCUUUCAGAACACAGUCCUGCUUGGUCUAAAUUUUCUCCACAAAGUGUAUAAGUAUACAGGUGACAGCCCUUAA
Messenger RNA from Balaenoptera musculus (blue whale), 927 nucleotides. RefSeq names its product protein LEG1 homolog. The coding region runs from base 1 to 927 and encodes 308 amino acids. The record is from RefSeq and is a predicted model, not a curated record. The transcript is spliced from 7 exons. Lineage: Eukaryota; Metazoa; Chordata; Mammalia; Artiodactyla; Balaenopteridae.